This is a messenger RNA of Frankliniella occidentalis (western flower thrips), 9025 nucleotides long. RefSeq names its product bromodomain adjacent to zinc finger domain protein 2B. NCBI's taxonomy places the organism in Eukaryota, Metazoa, Arthropoda, Insecta, Thysanoptera, Thripidae. The transcript is spliced from 28 exons. The coding region runs from base 767 to 8497 and encodes 2576 amino acids. The record is from RefSeq and is a predicted model, not a curated record. Gene Ontology annotation, molecular function: DNA binding; protein binding.
UUCGGCUGUUCGCUCGGCCGCUCUCCGCACUCGGCUCGCUCGCCACGCCACUCACUCGCGGGACGAGCGGAGAGUGUGAGCGAGAGAGCGGGUGGUGGAGAGGGAGAAGAGAGACAGAGGGAGUGCGAGUGUGAGAGGAGGAACGCGGAGCCGAGCGUUGCGUCUUGCGUUGCGCCCUGCCCGUGAGUGACUCUGCUGCGCUUCGUCCCGCGGUGCUGCGGCGUUCGUUGGUGUCUCAAAGCGUUGACGCCGCGCCAGGUCCCAGUUCGCGUCGCGUGCGUGUGAGAGCGUGUUUGUGUGUGUGUGUGUCGCCCCAGGUGCCAAAAGGGCUGGACGUCAAAGCCAAAGCAGAGUCCCCGACGGUCCUUAGCGGAGCCGUGCCCGGCGUCUCUUGAUUGGGGUCGGGACGCCGUCGCGUAGGGCCCCGCGAGGAGCAGGGACCCCCGCACGACCCGGUUGUCGCGACAGUGUGGAUAACAACCCCCGCGGCCUCCUGGACGCCGUCGCCCUCCGCGCUCGGAGCGCGAGACCCAGCGGUCUGCAACAAAGGAGCCUCCCGCCCUAACCUCACUCCCGCCGCGGCGAGAGCGCGAGAGAACCCCGCGGCCCCCGCAGGCCAGGCGCAGGCGCUCGCCCCUCUGCAGGCUCAAGCGACGCGAGGCGGGGCCCCCCGAGGCGGGACGCCGAUUCAGGAACCGUCCCGAUGCGAUAAUGCAGUCAACAGAGCGCGGGCCGUCCUCGGACAAACCCUGAUCGCGGGAGGGCCAUGGACAAGGACAAUGACAAGGACCGCGGGGACAAGUUGGGAGGCUCGGGGACGGACCCGGCCUCGCUGCUGGACGCUGCCACGCUGUUCGCGGCCCACUCCUUCCUCAGCGGGGCGGGCAUGUCCGGCGGCUACGGCAACCACCUCGCGGGCCACCCGGCGCUCGCGGGCGCCUACGGCAUGCUGGGCAGCGGCGGUGGUAGCAGCGGCCGCGGCUCCAACGCGGCGGCGGCCGCCGCAGCUGCGGCCUACGGCGGUCACUCGGCCAGCCACGGCAGCCACGGUAGCCAUGGCAGCCACGGCGGCCACGGUGGUCAUGGCAGUCACGGCAGCCACACCAGCCACGCGUCCACGCCCACCUCGGCGGCGGCCGCGUCCUACUCCAACCUGGGCACCCUGAGCGUGGCCGCGAGCCAGGCCGCGAGCCUGGGCAUGAACCCGGCCAGCACGGCGGCGUGGUGGACCAUGGCCGCGUCGCACCUGGCCGCCCAGGACUACCUUGCGCGGCUGCAGGCGCAGGCCAGUGGGCUGUCCUUCCCCGGGAUGGGCCCGGAGAGCCUCAUGUCGGGCUACUCAAGUCUCAUGGGAGUGCCGCCCACCCAGCACCACUCCUCUGGGGGGAAGAGCAGCAAGAGCUCCAAGAGCGCAUCGGCGUCGAGUCUGCCGGUGCCGCCGUCGCUCUCCGUCUCGGCGACACACUCGUCCUCCAACUCCAGUUCGCACCGGAACCGCGACCGCGAGAGGGAGCGAGCAAGGGAAGCGGAGCGGGAGCGGGUGAGGGAAGUGGAGAGAGAACGGGAGAGGGAGCGAGAACGAGAGAGGGAGCGUGAGAGAGAACGGGAGCGCGAGCGUGAGAGGGAGAGGGAGAGAGAUCGGGAGCGAGAACGGGAGCGAGAGAGAGAACAGGAGCAGCACAGCAAUGCCGCCGCCCUGGCCGCUGCCGCCGCCGCCGCGCUGGGCGCCGCGCCACCGAAUAUGAUGAAUGAUUCGGCCAGCAUACUGGGUGGCGUGCGCCUGCCUCCUGACACGGAGAUCAUCAAGUACACGUCGUCCAUAGUCGGCCCCAAGAUUCCAGGAAACACGAACCGUGGACGAAAGAAAACCAUCUCCCUUGAUCCCCCGUCCGUCAGUGUCACCCCUACCCAUUCGUCUACAGGACUUUUAAUAGACCGCUAUAAGAGGCCACUCCCGCCUCUAGACUCCGUUAGACCUUACGAUAAUCCGAACGCUCCCGCCAACGACCGGGACAGGGUCGAAGUUAGAAAAUUACCUGCCCACAGCAACUCAAGCAACGGCACUUUAAACCUGUCGGGGAACAACCCGCGCUUCCCACCGGUGCCCGCCUCGGAAGGGGAUGAGGCACCGCUGGACUUGUGUACGAAGCCCGCCGGCAAGAAGGAGGAGGGUGAGGACGGUGUCCAGGACCUGACCUCCCUCAACUUGAAGUCCAACAAGGCCGCAGCCGCAGUGCUGCAAGCUCAGAUAUCAUCCCUCACUGCCCUUUCUGCCCUGGGAACACCCCCGCCUGCCCACGGUGACAGAUCUUCUCGCCGAAAACCUGGACCGAAACCGAAAAGGGUUCCACCUGCUGCACACAGCCCGAUCUUGAGCCCGUCCACUACGCCGGGUGCUAUCCCUCCAAUGCUAGGGGUCCCUGGAUCGCCCAGCGCGUCCCUUGCUCAGUUGUUCGCUGCGGCCGACUCGCGGCCCGAGGACUAUGAAGCUACCCACCACAAGGAUGGUAGGCCCCGUAACUUGGGCCGUGGCGUUUCCAAACCUAAGAAGAAUACUGUUGCCUCCCUUCUAGCCCAAAGCCGAGCUUUGGGGAUCAAGCCCUCUCCUAAUAUGGAUUUAGAGGCGCAGUUCUCAUUUCUUCGAAAUUCCAUGGCAGCGGUAGAAAAACAAAAUGAGUUGAAAGAACGUGACACUGAUGGUGAACACAGCAAUUCUCAUGAUGGCAGCCAGGAACCUCAUGAGGAGGAAAAUGUAAAUAACAAACCUGAAAGUGAUAGUGCCGAUGACACACAGCCCCAGGCACAUGAUGAAAAAAGUGAAGCACAUUCUUCUGACGAUGCUAGCAACAACAAAGUCUUAAAUCCUGAACAAACUGAAAAAUCUAGUGGUACACAAGAACCAGAACCAGUUACAAAAGAAACUGCAGAAGAUACCUCACAAUUAAAUGAUGUAGUCUGUCAACCUGAGGAUGGAUUAAAGCCAAGUGAUAUCAAUAAAGAACCAAAGAAUACAGUGGAUGGUGAACAAUCUGGCUCAGAGAAUGAAUUUUCUUCUGAAUCGGAUGAUGAUUUAGAUGAUGGAAGUGGUGAACCUACUGCAAAGAAGAGGAAAUUAGCUCCUUUUGAUGAAAGGAUCCUUCGUCUUCCUUUGGAGAGAGGAUGGCGGCGAGAAACAUUAAUUCGUGGACUUAGUCGCUCCGGGUUGAGCAUCAAAGGCGAGGUCACCUACAUCACUCCUUGUAAUCGUCGCUUCAAACAGUAUCCUGAGCUUCUCAAGCAUUUGGCUGCUCUAGCUGUUGCUGCUGACCAGACUGCCACUGUACACCAACCAUCAUUGCCCCCUCUGACCCGUGAAAAUUUUACUUUUUCCUCAAAAGUUGUUAUUGGUGACUUUUUACAACCAACUGCUAAUGAUCAAACAGUUCGUUUGAGUGACACUGAUGUGGCUAAGAGGUUAGAGGAACUUGUGGCAAUGCGGGGGCUAACUGGCAGUCAGCACUCUAAUGCACAAAUGAGAGAACUGAAGUUACAACAAAUGAAACAAGAUAAAGAGGCUAAAGUAAAGGCUCGUGAAGAAGCAGCCAAGCAGAAGGAGCAACUCAGGAUCCAGAAAGAGCAGGAGCGAUGUGAAAAAGCCGAAGCCCUUAAGCGUGAGAGAGAACAGCGUAAUCAACAAUUACUUGAGGGCCGCAAGAGAUUGGCUUUCACGGCUGAGCAAAAGUUGCACAUCAUUCGAGAAAUAGAGGGAGGGCGCAGCAAAUCGGAUGUAAGUCGAGCUUUGGGACUGGCCAGCUCUACUGUUGCAACAAUUUGGAAAAACAGGGAAGGCGUUUUAAGCGCACUUGAAAGUCAAGUUACUAAGGAGCAUCCUACUACUCGUACUCCUCCCAAGGGAUCACCGAAUAAUCUUCAACUCAGCAGUCAUUCUAACACACCAACAAGUGUCCCACCUGCAGCUACUCCUCCUCCAAAGAGCGAGACUCCACCACCUGCUCUUGCAAUUACGGCGCCUUCAACCAUCCCCAUAAUUGAUGACACGCUAUACAUGCAGGAGAUGAAUAAGCAGCGGGAAUUGCUCUACACUGUGGAGCUGGAAAGAGAGAGGAGACGACAACACAUGGCUCUAGUGCGGUCCCUGGAAAACAGAAAGCGACUGGAAGAAAGGGAGAGGAAGAGACUGGAAGCAAGAGCAGAAAAGCUUGCAAACCGAGAAAAGAAACUUGAGCAAAGACGUAUUGAUGUUGAACUACUUACUGAAAUUCGGAAACCAGUUGAGGAUAUGGAAUUAGGAGAGGAGAAAUAUUUGCCCAUGCUGGAACGUUUGCCUGGUCUCCAGUUAUGCGGUCAAGCUUUUCUAGACACACUUAUGGUGUUUGAAUUCUUACAUACAUUUGGGGAAACACUUGGUUUUGAUAUGGAAAGUUUGCCAACUCUGAACAAUUUGCAAGCAGCACUUCUUAAUGACCAGGACACAGAGGAAGAAUUAUUGUCUGUGAUGACACAUCUACUAGUUUGUGCUAUUGAAGAUCCAGGGAUUCCGAAUCCAGCCCGUCACAUCACAAUUUUAGGUCAAAGCCUGAAACAAGCUGAUAUAACUCAUAGUAAUAUUUCAGAAAUAAUGAGAAUUUAUUUAUAUGCUAACGCAACUGGCGAAGUUAAAUCACUGUCUGGUUUAAACUUUGAACGAGAUAGAGAAAAGCGUAUGUCUGAUCAUCAUAAUAGUUACGAUGAUACUUGCCCCACCAGUGGAAAAAAUGCUGCAUUCUUUGCUUGCCUAAGGGAAAAUCCAACAUGGGCCAUGUCAGAAUGGUUGCGGACACACCCUUUCCUUGCUCUCAGUCCAACAUGUAAGGCUGCUAUCCUUGCUUUUCUUUGCAAUGAACUUCUUCAAAACAAGGCAGUUACCGGACAGAUUGAAAAAGCAAUAGAAAAUGGUGGUCAAAUUAGGAAAGAUCGUUACAUCCUUGACAACAAACUUAGAAAGCUUCGCCUUUUACAUCAAAGAAAAGCAAGAAUAGCUGCUCUACAGACACUUCAGAAUGCUCAAGCAGGAACACCCAUGGCUACCCAAAUGAUGGGACCAGCCCAUGCUGUUACACCUCACACAGUUGGAGUACAAACUUCUACCACACCAACAACAGUGAAAACUGAUAUGCAAAACACACCCAGUUCUGAGCCCAGUGGUGAAACCCAAACAGAAACGAGUGAAGUAUCCACAGCCACUCCCUCUGAUAGCACCAUACCUCCCACUGACUCUAGUGCAAAGACUGAAGAGACUAUAGAACCUACUAAACCUGCUAGUAGUGACAGUGCCAAAAGUGAGUCAGCAGCUACCCCUGCUACCCCUGCAGCUGCACCAACCAAGAAGCAAGCAGCUCCAGUUGAAGCUGAGGAAGCAGAAGAUGAGAAUGAGGAUGAUAGUUGCAACGAAAGUGAAGGAACCCUUCCUGAAGGAACUCUACCUGAAGAAGAAGAGGAUCUUCGACUUAGUGCUGAAGAACUUGCCAAAAAGAUUGAUAGAGUUCAACGUCAAUUAGAAUUAAAUCUUCAAACAUUAAAUGCCUCUACCUACCAACUAAGGGCUACUCCACUAGGGCAAGAUAGGUACUACAGGCGAUAUUGGGCCUUGCCAACCGCUGGUGGUAUUUUUGUUGAAGCCAUGGAAAGUGCAGAACCUGAUCUUUACAACGAAUUAAAGAGCCAGCCAGAUCAUUGCAAAAAGAGGCCUAGAAGUGAGGAGGACGAUGUGAGUGAAGAUAGUGAAGAAGGUGGCCCUCGGCCCUGUAAAGAACGAAAAGAUGACAACGAAGAACACAGUGGCGAUGAAGAGGUAAAUGGCACAGAUGGAGGCACUGCAUCCGAUGGAGAUGAUGAAGAUAAUGAAGAGAAUGAUGAAGAGGAUGAGGAGGAUGAGGAAGUCAAAUCCAUCACUAAGAAUGAGGAAUCAAACGGAACCUCAAAGGCAAGUGGGUCUGGUAUUGAUCAAUCUUCUCCUAAAGAAGAAAUCAAACCAGCACUGGAAAUUAGUGACCAGAAAUCUAUUAAACAAGAAAACCAGGAAACAGUGGAUGGAAAAAUGGAAAUCGAAGAUCCAAUCCAUCAAGAAGUUGUGGUUAUAAAGAAAGAAGAGAGCGAGGACCCCACUGUUGAUGAUUCAAAAUUGAAAUCCGAUACUAAACACGAUGUUGAGGAUAUUAAACCCAUUGUAAAAGUAGAGGAUAGUGCUAGUUCUAACAAACCAAAAGAGGAAGAGGCACCUUUAACUUCAGUCAAAGUUGAUCUGACUUCCCGUCUUGAAGGUGCUGAGCUUGAGUCUGCCUUCCAAGGUGAUAAAGCUGCACCAAAGACAGAAGAAAUGGAGGACAAAGCAAAGGAAUCAACUGAUGUUAAACCAGCCCUCAAUCACGUUGAUGCCAGCAGUCAGGUAACAAAUGCAUGCCCUAAUGCGGUCCCUACUGUUUUAAACAAUGUGAAAGACUUGAAUGGUGGCUGUACUGCAACAAGCCCGCCAAGACCAGCAAGCCCAGAAAAGACAUGGUUUAGUAUAAUCCCCAGAGAUUCCUGUGAUAGUACAUCCGUUGGGAACAAUCCUGCAAGAAUUGUCGAUGGAGAGCUGAGAGUUCCUGUUUAUGGUUGUGGACGCCUACCUUCACCUGUAUCCAUGUUGCCGCUCUGUGAAUCUCCCCCUCCAUUGAUGAUGACUACAGAAGAAGCAGAAGAGCUCGAGAGAGUAAAACUUCAUGGACCACCAGAACCUCUGCCUUGUCAGCCAAUACCGAGGGACAUGAUGAGAGGUUGGUGGAAGAUAGCAAAACCAGAAUAUUUAACUGAAGUGACUGAUUCUCUUCAUCAAAGAGGUAUCAGGGAAGGUGAACUAAAGAGAAAUCUAGUGAGACACCUUGAAUCUUCUGUAGAAGCUUCAGUAUCUUCGUGCCCUGGCCCUGAAGACAAAAGUCUUGUAGAAUUACAUCCCACUGACAUAGAUGUACCAAUGGAGUUAGGAGCACCUUCUGCAGAAGUCCCAUCGCACUGGUCUGAUGAUGUUGCAUUGAGGGUAGAUCUAGCAAUAUUAGAACAAGUUGAAGCAAUGGAAGAUCGAGUUGCUAAUGCCAGCAUGCAGGUGAAGGGCUGGAAAGUACCAAACAGAGCAACUUCAGAAGAAGGGUAUGUUUUCCGCCCUUCAUGCCUUGAUGGUCAUGUAGAAGAAGCAGACGAGCGUGCCAACCCAGUCACCAUUGCUAAAGAUCGUCUGUUGUGCCUUGAGGCUGCAAUUGAAAGGCGAUAUUUAAAGCCACCCCUUGGAAUCAGUGUUGGUGAUGUUAAUUUGAUGGGACUUUCUGGCGAACAAUCUGUUCCUGACCCAGAGAGUUUGCCUAAAGGACUUAUUAUUUGGCGAGAAGCUGUUUCAAGAUCACACACUGCUGCACAAUUAGCUAUGUCACUGUACAUGUUGGAGUCAUCAAUAGCGUGGGAUAAAAGUAUAAUGAAGGCUAAUUGCCAGUUUUGUCAUUCAGGAGACAAUGAAGAUAAACUUCUACUCUGUGAUGGGUGUGAUAGAGGAUAUCAUACUUAUUGUUUUAAACCCAAAAUGGAAAAUAUUCCUGAUGGAGAUUGGUAUUGUUAUGAAUGUUUAAAUAAGGCGACGGGUGACAAAAACUGUAUUGUGUGUGGAAAGAAAACAGGCCGUAAUCUACUUUACUGUGAUAACUGUCCACGUGUUUAUCACACUGAUUGUCUUACACCACCAUUAAACAAGGUUCCACGAGGGAAAUGGUACUGUCAAAACUGUCACUCCAAGGUACCGAAGGCAAAACGUACAAGUACCAAGAAAUCAACACCGAGUAAAUCAAGAGGUGACAAAGACAGGAAUGAAAACACACGGGACAGCGAAAGUAGUGAUCAACCUCCUUCAAGUCCACCCUAUCUCAAGCCUCCAACACCAAUGGACAGCCACAAUGAUCCUCCAGAGAUGGAUUUCAUGGCUGAUAGCUGCUCAAUGAAGCCUAUUGAGGACACCAAUUCUACUGAGAGCCAAACUAAGCAUCCCAAUACACCACCUCAACUGUCUCCCCAUGCUUGUCCAAGCAGUUCCUCUGCAAGUUCAGUAGUAACACCAAAGAAAACCAGCAAAAGACUGGCCAAGGAACUGACACCUUGCCGCAUGUUACUAGAUGAACUAGAAGAGCAGGAAGAAUCUUGGCCAUUCCUCCUUCCUGUCAAUACUAAACAAUUCCCUACUUAUCGUAAAAUUAUUCGCUGGCCAAUGGAUCUCAGUACAAUUAAGAAGAAACUCAUCGAUGGGCAGUACAAGUCACGAGAGGACUUCUGCUCAGAUGUUCGUCUCAUCUUCAAUAACUGUGAAAUCUUCAAUGAAGACGAUUCUCCUGUAGGGAAGGCAGGGCACGGCAUGCGUACUUACUUUGAAACACGCUGGGGUGAAAUCAAUGGUCAUGCACAUAAAGGUAGUCCACAUUCCAAUUUAAGUCCAUCUCGUUAAUGAAAACUAUAUUUCUUCAUAAAUAAUGUUAUCUCGCAUCUUGUAAUCAGCAAUAUUCCAUUACAUGCUGGUCCCAAAGUUGUUUUUCUUCUUUCUAACACCAAUAGGAUAGACAUUCUUGGAAUGCAUUCAGGAAGUCACUGGUCUUCGAGUCCAUUUUAAUUCAAGACUCAAGGUGUUAUAUCAUAAUAUUGUACCCAUGAAGAAAGUGACAGCUCAAUGUGAUAAAAAUGUGAUUGUCUUUGUGAAAUGAUCGAAAUUAGCAGUGGGGCCCUUCUGCUUAUUAUUUUUAUAUAUUUGUAUGUGAUUCAUUAGCCCUUGAGCAUUGUGUUAGACUACGUGUUCAUUUAUCUCUAAGUUAAAUAAAUCUAUUCUAGUCACAGUAAUUACUAUUAGAAAAUUUUGUUCUUGCGAUUAGUUGAUUUAAGAUUUAUCAUAGGAUUCAGGCUUCAGGUAUAUGCUAUGAUCUGAGAAAUGUGUAGAUGUUUACAUGGACAUGAAAUAAAUGAAAUGACCAUUCCACUAUGA